CCCUGUGUCAUUGUUUACAGUGCAGCUUCACAAGACGAGCCGGAGAGAGCAGAGAGAGAGAGAGAGAGAGAGGCAGACUGCAGAAGGCUGAGAGGCUAAGAGGAGAACUGUUUAGUCGUGUUCAAGUGUUCAGGGUGAAGUUGAAGAGUUAGAAACAUGCAGGCGACGUAUUGGAUUACCCUGGCCAUGUGCCUGGCUCCAGCCCUCUGUUUCGCGCAAAAACCGCGGCGUUGCAGGUCUCCACCUGUUUAUACUGGAGGCAUGACUGUGGGAACCCAAAAUGAGAAACUGUGGGCUUUUGGGAUGUAUGCUUACGAUGGCAUUAACCAGCGCAUCCACUUUGGAGAGAUGGGGACUUACGACAACAAGAGCUUCACCUACAAUGCACUCAUGCUCUACAAUGAGGAAGUCCUGUACGAGAUCAACCACAAAGACAAGACCUGCGUGAAGAAGGCCCUGAAGUCCGACUUCCACCCCAUGGAAGUCCCCAAGGGGGCCGACUUCGUCUCCCAGGUGGUCCUGGGAACCUCCUCCGGGCCUGGACAGGGUCUGCUGGUCAACAACUGGUGGGGGGACAUGCCUGACAAGAGCGGCAAUUACAUGUUUUCUGUCACUGAGUUUGGUUGCCUGCCCGUCUCUGCUCUUGUGAAGACAAAGAAUUUUGGAUGGAUGACUGUGAGCUACUACAACAAUAUCCUCGGGGCCGAUCCCAAUGUGUUCAUCCCACCACCAUUUUGCAAGGAUGCCAAGCUGGAGGUUGGGGAGAAAGUUGAUUUCUUCUCCAUCUUUCAGUGAAAAUAGUGGGAGGGGAGUUUUUCCUUCUGGUUUAGAGGGCUGUGGAGGAUCCUAUCAUGCACUUGAUCAUGGAAUGUAUCUGAUUUCACUGUAAUAAAGGCAACAUGCAAUAGCCAAGACAUGCGUUUCAUACAUUUCCAUCACUGAUUAUUCUUUGCUUGUUUUGGUUAUUUUUUAAACGCCUUUCACUGUCUUUCAAAGUCUUUCACUGUCAGUUCUUAAGUUGAGCAAAAAAAUAAAACAAGAUUUGAUGGAAAGGUAUUUGCAAGUAAACAUUGAAGGCAAAUAUUGUACUUAUUUUAUCAAGCUGUUGAAAUGUUUGAAUGUCUUGAUCUAUGGCACUAUUUCCCUGAAUGAUUGGAAUUCAUUCUAAUGUAUAAUAAAGUUUUUUAAUUCAG
Molecule: messenger RNA, 1193 nt
Organism: Sardina pilchardus (European sardine)
Lineage: Eukaryota; Metazoa; Chordata; Actinopteri; Clupeiformes; Clupeidae
Product: ependymin-1-like
Exons: 6
Coding region: 157-795 (212 amino acids)
Biological process (GO): cell-matrix adhesion
Cellular component (GO): lysosome; extracellular region
Molecular function (GO): calcium ion binding
Source: RefSeq, a predicted model, not a curated record